AUGUCUACUGACAAAUCUAAACCCUACAUACCCCUAGCCGGCGGCGCAGAUGACGGUUGGUCUAAAGAGCACCAAGCGACAGCUACAUGCUAUUGCGGCGCCGUACAACUUGCCUUUCCAACCGAAGGUCCCGGCCUAGUCGGCACAUUCCUCUGCCACUGUUCAGACUGCCGCAAAAUCACCGCCUCAAUGUUCGCCUCCAAUUUCAUAAUUGCAGAUGCCUAUCUGAAACACCUGCGCGGCCGCGAGAAUCUCAAAACCUACAUCCCUGUCAGCAAUCAGGUGUCCCAAUCAUUAUCAUCUGAUUUAGACAACAAUCCUCGCCUUUCUGUUACAAUCGCACCCGCAUUCGUGAGCAGCACUACCAACGAGACUACCAGCACGACUGUCAUCACCAUCACCACUACCAUCAAGCGCGUCAACGACCUAGGCAAGGAGCCUUCCUCGAAAAUUAAUACCAAGGCUGAGCAGUCCUGCCAAGAGGCCGACGAUUGUGAACCUUACUCAGUGACGGAUGAUUUCUCUUCCGGAAGAGAGCGCUCUAGGAAAGAUAGCUCCGUUGACAUGGAAGCUGCCCCCGGUUCUGACCUUUUCUGGUGCAUUCACUGUGAGAGGAGUCGUCCUGCUCCAUUUCAGGCUAUGUCGGGAAUGUCAUUAAGCACAGAGAAUCAGGUUGAGGAUUUCGGGGACUAG
Penicillium arizonense is the source of this 693-nucleotide messenger RNA. RefSeq names its product GFA family protein. The transcript has 4 exons. Gene Ontology annotation, molecular function: carbon-sulfur lyase activity. The coding region runs from base 1 to 693 and encodes 230 amino acids. The record is from RefSeq and is a predicted model, not a curated record. NCBI's taxonomy places the organism in Eukaryota, Fungi, Ascomycota, Eurotiomycetes, Eurotiales, Aspergillaceae.